AUGCGGAAAGAGUUGCAGAUUACGAUGGAUCAAUUAUCUACAGCCAGAUGGGCAGAAAUAGCAAAGUACUUACCAGGAAGAACAGAUAGUGCGGUAAAGAACUUCUGGAACUCCAAAAUGAAAAGGAAGCUUCUUGCUGCUAAUCCUGGAAAUGAGCCGAUCCAUGUCAGUUCCUGCAUUAAUCAUCACCUGCAAAAGGUCAAUGAUCAAGAAAAUCAUGUCCAUGGACCAUCGCCGUUGGUCAAACUCGAUCAAGAAAUUGGAACGAAUAUUGAUGUUGAUACCAAUCUUCCUCCCUUUCCACCAUCACUCAUGGGUGAUCCGUGUCCUGUUCUUCAUCAUCUACCGGGGUAUAUUGAAUUGACAUUUGGUCAAACUUGGGAUCCGAAUAAUCUGAUAAUGCAAUUUGAGUCAAGUGAAAUGAACAAUAUGGGUAUGGUCAUUGAUAGUCAACCAAAUAUUGAGUUCUAA
Messenger RNA from Erigeron canadensis, 471 nucleotides. Its product is annotated as transcription factor MYB26-like. NCBI's taxonomy places the organism in Eukaryota, Viridiplantae, Streptophyta, Magnoliopsida, Asterales, Asteraceae. The transcript has 2 exons. Bases 1 to 471 code for a protein of 156 amino acids. The record is from RefSeq and is a predicted model, not a curated record.